UUUGCUGUGUUCUGUCAGUCAUUCUUGAUGUUAUUGAAUAAAGAUUUCAGUUUUAUUUAUUUUAAAAGCCACAAUAAUUAUUUUGCCAACAAAUAAGUUAUAGAAGUGAAUGAUUUUGCAUUGAUUCUGUUUGUUAUAAUUUGAAGAAAAUGAUGAGCCGGUUAUUUAGCAAGCUAUAGUUAUGAAGCAAAGGGACCAAACUUACUUUUGCACGUAUAAUAGCAAUAAAGUUGUUGAUAUCAUUAAGUUGUAAAAUGAACACAGUAUGUCUUAUUUGAGUGCGUCAGAAAAUGUGGGCUUCAGUGGUAUUCCACAAAAUAUAUCAGAGGCAAGUUGUGCUUCGCAAUAUAAGAUGGCAGUUGAGGGUGUCUCCUCAGGGAGCUGUGGUGAAGUGAAUAUGUUCCUACAUGACAACUCUGGAGAUGAGCAGCCAUACAUUCAUCUCAAUGACAAUUUCUACCCCAAGUUUAAAAUUGAUCCCAACGAACUAUACACCUUUCAUGAUUCUGAUGUUAUUGCUGGAGAAAUUACCGUCAGCCACACAGAAGAUAAUUUUAUGUUCUCCGAUAGUGUUGAUAUUAAGAGUAAGCUGCUAGCUGACAGUCCAAGUAAAGAGCUCGAUCUCAUAGGUGCAUUCACAAAUGGCGAUAUUAAGGAGGAUAUCAAGAAAGAGGUGGUAUCUAAUGGGCACUAUCCACCAGUGGCCAAGCCGAUUGCAAACUAUAAAGACAGUAAGACUACUCAUACCAAAGUUUUGAAAGUUAAAAAUCAGACUCAGAUGAAGGAGCCUCCUAGGUUGGAAUCGUUUAGUGAACCUCGAAGACUAAGUGUUCAUAGUCCUAAGGCGCAAAGCACUGCCACAGCCCCCUCCUUAUGUGCGAAAACCAGUAUUAAUAGUGCUAGUACUACAAAUAAUGCGAAGACUUCUUCAAAGCAGACGGGUGGGAUGGAGACAUUCUUAGAUGUAUUUAAAAGAGAACAAGGUUUAGUUGAGAAUGCAUCUGCUUUUAUAAAAACUGAGCCAUCAGCACAGCCACUGGCUAAGGUUCCAAUGUCUCCUCCGAAGAAAUCUUCAUCUGGUAAGGGUUCUCAAGCGAAGCCGCGGCGCGGUCGAGGGCCGGCGGUGCACGAGGCGUUGCAGCGGAUACCGGCGGCGAGGCGCGCCGUCCCGCUGCCCAACGACACGUGGCACGCGCCCGGCGAGACACUGUUCCACUGCGGCCCGCUCGGAGACAGGCCGCUCGCAUUCCGACAGAUCGAGAGCAGCAGCAGUGAUGAUGAUAAUAUGCCAGAUUUUGCAGAAGCAGGUUGCGUGUCAGCAUGCGUGGAAGAGAGUGCCGCAGAGUCCCGCGGCGCGCGGCUGGCACUGCGUCGCGCGGCGUUGCGGCGCCAUGUCGCGCGUGCGCACGACGCACUAGCCCUCGCCGCGCACCACAAGAAUCAUCGCGCUCUUGCAUCGUUACUCAAGAAACAGCUGAACAGGCCGGGAUCGUCAGGUCGUCUUCCAACGCAGACUGUGAACCAUCUGCUCGCGCUGCGCGGCAUGCCUUCCGUAUUAACCUCGCAAGAACGUAGGAGACUAAGACAAUCAGGCUGGUCAGGCGGCGAGACGUCAGUGCGCGAGUGCGGCAGUAUAACGUCGGUGGGCGCGGGGUGCGCGUGGGAGCGGUGCGAGGCGGGCGCGCUGCCGUGCGCGCGGUACUGCCUGGCGCACGUGACGCGCGCGCCCGAGCAGCGCCUGUACGCGGCGUGCGGCGCCGUGUUCGCGGGCGGCGCGCGCUGCAACCAGCCGCUACUGCCGCUGUCGGACCACACGCCGCUCUGUGCCGAGCAUGCUUGGAAACGGGACAACUACGACAAGUUGGCCCGCGACUGCCGGCCUAAGAAGGUCCCCCGCAAGCGCCCCCCGCCGGCCGUCCCCCGCGGCCCGCGCCGCGCCAAGCGCAGGCGCCGCCCCCCCGCGAGACUCCGCCCGCCUACUGGAGACUCACCACUCACUGCUGAACAAUCACUCUCCGAGCUGAACGUGUGUUCGAAUUCGUCGACGUACGAUAGUUCGGAGGAGGCGGCCAUGGGCGCGCUCAGUGAGGGCGAGUACGUAACUGUUGCCAGCGAUUCUCAUGAGAUGGAAGUAGAAGUCGGCCAAGUACCACCGGACGACAUAUUGGAUCCCGCUGUGCUCAGUCAAAUACCCGACGAAGCGUUCACGGAGUUUUUCAAUCAAGCGGAAGGUGGAGCAGCAUUCGCGGAGAGUUCAGAGUUGGCUGCGGCAUUAGAAGCGGUAUUGGAUGAGCGGGUAUUGGACGAGCGAGUAUUGGACGAGCGGGUACUAGACGAGCGGGUACUGGACGAGCGAACACUGGACUCCAUCGCUGACUGCGUGUUCACUCACUCGCCGCACUCGCACUACGCUAAGAACAAGAUGCAGGUCUCCACGUCCCUACCGAUGGAGAUGUCAUCGCGCGUGCCCUCAUAACACAGUAACUUUACAUGUCUUACUUUAAGCUAUAAUAAACUCUAUGUACUAUAAACAUUAGGAACAAAUUCGAUAUUCAUAGUCUCAAGAGGUGGAAAUAUUUUUCUUCAUGCUUUAAUUUUUUGUAUGUGUGCAUGUGUAGCGAUGUGUAAGCGAAGAUAUUUGAGUGGUUCGUGAUUCGGAUUGAUGUUUGAGCAGUUUUGUUGCUUUAGAAUCAAUAUUGUGGCUUCAAAGGAAUUUCGACUCAAAACUCGAGGUUUUAAGAUAGCAAGUUGUUUGACAGAGUUAAUUAGAAAGGUGUAGCAUUAGAAAUAUUGGAAUAAGACCACAGUAUUGAUUUCAAAGUUUAUUUCAUCGGCAUUAUUUAAUACAGAGAACAAUUUUGUGUUCAAACAAGUGGCUAGAUUAUCGUCUUAAUGAUUGACUAUUAUAAGGUACAUUAUUAUUAAUUGUAAUUUUUCAAAACAAUCCUUUUCAGUGAGGUUAAAAAUAUUCUGAAAUAAUAACGCCUCCAAUUCUCUUUCCUUUAAACGAAAGCUUAUCGUUUUCUUACACUAGUUGGCGCCACUUGCGCUUUGAGUCCUGUCACUCCAAUCUGUAAAAUUAAAAAAUACUGAUUGAAAUUUUAUCAGCGCUCCUAGCGGUGGCUUCGUAACAAUCUUUGUUCCAUUAAAAAGAAAAAUACUUGAUUCGUAAUGACAGAAUAAAUAAUUUGACUAAAAAAGUUAACGUUUUAAAUCCAUAAUUUUAAUACGAGAAGUUAGUUUUUUUUUUCUUAAAACCGAGCUUUAUAGUCAACCAAGUUAUUUGGUGAGCGUGAGAGAAAAUGCAGAUUUAUUCAGAGGGUGUUAGUACCAGGCCCUCACAAACCGUAGCUAUUGUUAUACAUACUAAAUUGUAUGCUUUUUAAAAAACUAUUUCUGUCGUAAAUCUCCGUCGUAAACCUUUGUAGCUAACCAAUGGUUACUCUCUGCGAUAAAUCAAUCUAUUUUUUUACCUAAGUAAUCAAGCCAAAUAACUUGGUCUAACAAUCUAACAAAUAAAAUAAACUGAAACUAAAUUCUUCCGCCCUUCUUCCAUUAAUAUACAUCCCUCAAAGUUUACAAUAAAAACACAUCAUGCUUUAACUUUACAAAACGUAAAACUACUUAAAAAUUAAUUUAAAAAAAUCUUUUGCUUUUGUCCAGUGUUUGUUCGAACUUUGCAGUAACUUGACACGUGUAAUUGAAAUGAAAAAUAUAUUUUUAUACUCUGCUAGCGAUCCACUCCUGCCUCCAAAGUAUCGUUACAUUUUCUACUUUUGGUUUUCUAUCAUGAGAUCUUCUUACAAUAAAGAGUUUAACAAACCGGCUUCAAAAAAACAAACAGUACCUCCUCCUGUUUUGAAGACGGCAUAAACAGAACUUACCGAAAUCGUUUCAUAAAAUUAACCAUCCACCAAAAUACAAAAUUUAGGUCUCUGAAAGAUAACAACAACCUAACAACCGAUCUCUGAAAACAAAGGUCCUUUAUCCAUCAAUACUAAUUAUCCAUCUACACCUAAAUUUCUGGAUAACAAACUGCCUAAGUUCACUUGAACAUUAACACAGGACAAACGCAAACGAUAAAAACGCCUUAGGCUUUGUCCUGAGACAUGGCGCAUCUCGCAAGCUGAUCUGCCGCGUAUAAAACAAAUACUCGACACUGUUUGAACGUGUCCGAAGUGCGAGCGGGCGCGCACGCGAUACGGCGCAGUACUUGUAACGUGUGUGGCGGAUUCCGCUUGCACGAUGCGCUGUGACUCAGGAUAGAGCCUAAUUAACAAUGAACACUAAAACUGAAGCCAAUUAAAAAUAGUUAGAAAGAAAACUCAUGCCACAAGGUUUGUUUGAAACAUAACAUUGUGAAAGCAUUUGCAACAUUGUUCUGCCUUCAUUAGGUAGUUGUAGUAUUUAGGUAAAUUAUUAUGAUGUAGGACAUUUGAAUUGGAUGGAUUCCGUAUGGUAAUGUUUUUAGCAUGGUCUUUGAAGACGUGGCUAGGAUAUUUGGUUGUAUUAUUACUAUAUUGGUCUCUUUUUCCUUACGUUUUUGGUGGAAUUAAUUCAUUAGCAUAUCUGCACCGAAUUUUGUGUUACAUAGAUGGCGUUAGUGAAGCAUUAGGUCAUAUUCAGUUUGAAAUCUUUUAUUGAUCGUUUGAGUGAUCAAUCAAUAAGAGAUUGGUAGCAGUGAUCAAAUGAUUAAAUAAAAUGAUUUUUUUUUCAAACAAUAUAUUAAAAUUAUCCUUUUAGACAAUCCUUUGUGAAGUCAUUAUUCAAUAGUGGACAUCUUGUGGCUGAUAUGAUGGUGAUGAUUGAUUGAUUGAUCAGAUCAGAUUUUGCUGAUACUCAAAUAUUCUAGCCACGUCUACCCUUGUGUCUAAAGUUCGGUAACGAGUGGCUCGUUUACAUUAUACUCAGUUUAUUUGAAAUACCGCAUGUGAGUGAAUGUUCUUGUUAUUAACGAUGUUUGUGACGUGAGACGGUGUUAUUUAGCCUAAAAUGGGCGAAUAGAGACUACAGAGCAAAAAUUUAAUAAAUAAUUGACCAUGUUUCAGAGAGCCUUGUGGGAUUUUUUCGAUAACUCGAUUGUCACGUUUAUAGCGUUCAACGUUCUGAUUGGCUGGUUCCAACCAACCAAUCAGAGGGCUAAAUCAAAACGUUUCAAUCGCUUUAACGUAAAAAAACUCGCACUUGGUUCUGGUCGACAUAUUUGUUUUACAAUGAUCAUUUUUAGAAUGCAAUAGGGAUGAUAAAUGUUAGUUUUACACAUUUAUGUCAACACUAUGGAGUCUCUAUGCGCUUGUUUACGGCUGUGUGCGGUCGAUAAUGUUUGUGUUUGAUCAUAAUUGACCUAUUCUUGUCCUUCUAGAACGACAAAUUAAUAGUUUCCUCUCUUAGUUCACGAUUUAACGAUCAACUAAUUAUAAACUUAAUAUUGUUACCUUAAAAUUCAAUUUUGGUCAAACGCAAGCAUUUUUGUACGUACACGCAAUUGCGUAUUAUAUUUAUAACAAUAUCUCUAUACAUAAGCAAGUGAUGUAAUCAACUAUUUAUUGUGUAGUUAGCAUCCUAAUAAAUAUUCAAGAAUUAUUCAAAGUAAACUCAAUAGCUAUAGGCCUUGUUAUAUUGUCCUAUUAAAACUGACUAAGACAUUAAAAUUCCUAUUUACGUAAGUCUAUUAAAAUUUAUAGAUCGAUACAUAACUUUAUGUAACCACUCAAGUAUAUCGAAACACUUAUCUAACAUUAGAUACUUUUUUCCGUGAAUUUUAACAUUUUACAAAUGGCAACACCAUGUUAAGUAUUGCCAUUUAAAAUCGAACACAGAGUAAUAAAAAAUAUUGGAUACUUUGUACUAAAAAAUAAAUUUAAUUAAAAUUAAUUAUUAAAUGGACGUGUCGUUAAUAUAAGUCAGUUUUUAAAUGUAAUGUUUCGACGUAUCUAUCUCCUGACAUGUGAUUUGACUUCAUAACACCAACUUUAAGCAAUAGGAAUAUAAACGACAGACGUAAGACGGCAAUGAGCAUUUAUAAUUAAUACUUUAUUGUAUAAAAGCCGCCUUUGACUUCGCUUAGUACAAAUUUAAUUACUAGUUAAUAAUUCUUUAGUAAAUUGUUAAGCAUGCGGCCUGCGUAUAAUGUAACUGAGUAUGUAUGUAGUCGAGUUAGGAAGUUGUCUAGAUAGAUAUAGUCGUAUGUGUGGAUCGUUGUGUCUGAGGAUUCCUAGGAAAUCGCAACGUUGUCUAUUUAAAAAAAAAUAUCAAAGUAAAUAAUAGUCUUAAUAACGCUAGUUGUCAUUUACUGCGAUAAAACCGUAAAGUGCCCACUGAGCUAUCAAAUCGAUGUCUGCCGUAUUUAAAUCUACAAUAAUCUAAUAAUUUUAUAAUAAAGUGCCGAUCAGUGUUGUAGAACAGGCUCGAGAGGAGUCCUGUUAUUAAUAUUAUGUAAAUAAAAGCAAUAUAGACUGGAACUACGUGAAUGAUAUGCUAGAUGUAACAAUAGUGACAGAAAUCGCCCUCAUAUCAUAUCUAGAACGUUUGUUUCAAUGUGUUGUACCGUCAAAAGUAAAAUAGUGCUAGAAACAGAACCAAAUAAAGAGAAUAUUUUUGUAAAUUCGUUAUGUUCCUAAAUAAAAUCUUAUGUGAUUGUAUAUGGCUGAGAAGCGAUCCUGUUUCAAUUAUAUUUUGCUAGUAUUGAAAUCAAUUGGUGUAAUUUAAGGUUUAUUUUGUUAUUUAUCAUAAUGAAUGAUCACUUUGGUGUGUGCGUUUGGUUACUCGUGCCGAUGUUUAUGUAAUUCUCAAGAAAACAAGUUUAAUGUAAUAGUUUCAGCUUCUUUAAGUGUUAUAUACAUAACAUAAUAAUGUAACAUUUUGUAUACAAAGUUAAACAUUAUUAUUCCAAGCAAUUGAAUAGACAGUGCGCGUAAGAUUGUAUAUUUUUAAAGUAUAGGUUCAAUAUAAAUUUACCGUUCGCUAGUGUAGAGUUGUGUUACCGCGGCCGCGGUUUCUUUGUGUGUUUUCGUGUCGUAGACUGAUUCUGAUGAGAAGGACAGCAGUAUAGUGCUGUCGCUGUCGUAUCUUAGCAUUUGAGUACUUGCAAGUACAUAACUGAUGUACACAAGAUAUAAUAAAGAGUACCAAUGUAGUAAAAGCUUAUAAAAAGGCUGCAACUAAGUACGUGUUAAUGUAUCGCUUUGUGCAUAUUCCAAAACAUAGCACAUGCAAGCGAUAUGUCGCUAGAUCGGUUUAAAAUCGAAGUUGAUGCUUCAUCGAUUUUAGUGUAAGCGUGGACUGAGUAUAAACAUCGAAAUAAUCGCUUUCUAAGGUGUCACGCUGACACGCUGAUCUUCGUCGAACGUACUGUCUCGGUAGACAAACUGCAUAAACGCUAGUCGAAUAGAAUAGGAAGAUUGACAUUGGCUGACGUCAAAUUUGACAACUAUCGUGGUACAUACUAAAUUAGCUAAAAAUCACGGUUUACUCACGUAUUAUUAAUGGGGAAAAGCUCUACUAGUUUCGAGUCACAGAGAGACUUCAUCAUUAGCAGUGUGAGCCGAUGCGGCGACGCUGCGCGGCUUACGCGACGUCGCCGCGUCAGUAAGAGCUUUUCUCACUUUGUAAGCCGUGAUUUUUAGUUAAAUCAAAUUUGACGUUUGCUAAUGUCAAUGACGUUUUCGUUUGAAUAGUGUUUAUGCCAUUUUGUAGCGAGACUGUUCAGCCUAGGUUCGGUUUUUGUUGAGAUUCCAAGACAAUAAAUAAACAAGUUAUAUAAUUAAGUAUGUGUUGGCCGGCGGCCGCGGUGUUACGCGCGAAUCGUAGUAUAAUAAUGUAUCAGAUACGCUUAAUUCUCCAUAUGCAGUACCUGCACUUUCGUUUUAUAACAAUAUACAAAUUACAAUAGAUUUAGGGACUUGUACUAAAUGUAUCUAUGUAUUUUUACGUGCUAGUUUUAUUUAUUGUUUGUACUUUUUGUAGAUCAAUUCGAAUUGACUGCUCUUAGGGAGAUUAACGUAAUGUAAGUAAAUAUUUUGCACCUUUAGUUUAAGGGUUAUUAUGUAGAUACAGGACAGAUACGUCGGAGGUUUUAAGCGUGACAUGUUCACAUGGCAAUCGCGUACCAUGUGAUAUGUAGUAGGUUUCAUUAGUAUCUAUAAGUUUAACAUCGUCAGUUCGUCAUUGGCAGUUCACAUUGGAUCCUGGAGAGUAAAGUCAAGUUAUUUGGUGUUCGUUAGCUUGGUAUUGUAACGAGCGAUGCUGUUGACAGCCGAUGAUCCUUAGUAGAAAUUAAACGUAGCAUCGGUAUUUUAAUCCCAGUUUAAAAUUUAUUCGUAUUAUACUCAAAUCUCAUUUAAUCCUUUGAGUAGAGGGGUGUAAGUGUUCUCUUAAUUAAAUAUUAAUGUCACAAAUUAUAUAAUUGUAUCAGUAUACGAAUUAAGUAAUGAUGUAGUAGAGUAGUGCUUGUGUUGGGUCGCAGCUGUUGGUCGCAUCGCUCGAGAGUUUAGACGUAGCGACUAGGAAUGAUUGUAUGGUUACUGGAAUGUUUCUGACUAUUAACGUUUAGAGAUGGCUAAAUUAUAUAGUGUCGGUGUUAGCAGUUCGCGAGAUGUGGUCAUUAGUAGAGUUGGUGAUACGGACAUACGCGAAAUGGGACAUUUCAAGUAAUACUUUAAUGGUGAGACCGUCACUUAGCAUUUAUUAAUAAUUAAAAUUAUGAUGUUAGAUCUGUUGACGGUUCAGUUCUUAUUUAAAGUGUUCGAUUUCGCUGCAUAUGUCGAGUAACACAAGUUAAUUUAGAUAACCGCUACCUCUUUGAAUGCCUGAAAUUGUUCACAGUUUAUUGUCCAAUGUGUGUAACAUGAUGAUGUUUAAAAAAAUGAAAUAAACAUGAAGAAAUUUUGACUCUUAA
Molecule: messenger RNA, 8896 nt
Organism: Spodoptera frugiperda (fall armyworm)
Lineage: Eukaryota; Metazoa; Arthropoda; Insecta; Lepidoptera; Noctuidae
Exons: 12
Coding region: 266-2476 (736 amino acids)
Cellular component (GO): nucleus
Source: RefSeq, a predicted model, not a curated record